AUGGCGUCCACUAGCUCCGGGUUAUCGCAGCUGGUCGUCGAUGCCAAGCCAUUCCCCUUCAGUUUUCCUUUUCGCCACACGGCCCUGCUCGUCAUUGACAUGCAGCGCGACUUUCUCGUUGAAGGCGGCUUUUCUCACAGCGUGGGCGCAAACUUAUCCGCAGUCCAGGAUUGCGUCCGCCCUGUCAUGCGGUUGCUGGAUUCCUGCCGCGAAGCCCGCCUGCCCAUCUUCCACACGCGAGUGGGCUUCGAGCCGGACCUGUCUGACUGCCCGUCGAUUACUCUGGCCCGCCAAGCACCCGCUCAUGGCAACGCUGGGCUCACGGUGGGGGAAAGGGGCGCGAUGGGCAGGUAUCUCGUGCGCGGCGAAUACGGCCAUGACAUCAUUGACGAGCUUCGUCCUCUUCCCGGCGAGGUCGUAAUAGAUAAGCCUGGCAAAGGCGCCUUCUGGAACACCGAGCUGCUUCACAAGCUCAAGGCACGCGCUAUCACUCACGUCCUUGUAGCGGGCGUAAGUACCGAAUGCUGCUUGUCCUCUACUAUCCGUGAGGCUAGUGAUAGAGGCCUCGAGUGCUGUGUCAUUUCAGAAUGUACUGCUGGAUUCAAUGAGGACAAGUUCCGACGGGGAAGCUUGGACGUGAUCCAUGUUGAUGGAGGUCUGUUUGGCUUUGUUUCCAAGCUUGAACGUGUCGUAAAGGCCUUGGCCCCUCUGGCGGAAGCGCGAAUUUCACAGGAUGAGCGGUAUCGGCAGAACGGAGAUAUGCGUAUUCGCCGGUUACAGGCUGCCUACAGGUCUGGCGUGUCUCCUGAAACAAUCAUGGACUCUCUUUACCGUAAGAUUGAGGUCUACAAGGGAAACGACCCUGCCGUAUGGAUUCACCUGGAGAGCCGAGAGGCUGUUCUUGAAGCGGCGAGAGCAGUGCAAGAGAAAUGGCCAAAUCCCCGGGAAAGACCGCCUCUUUUCGGCGUUCCUUUCAGUGUCAAAGACUCGAUCGACAUUGCAGGCUACCAGACCACCACUGCAUGCCCGCCGCUCACACAUAUGGCGUCAGAAUCUGCACCAGUGUACGAGAAGAUCAUAGCCAAUGGUGGUAUCUUCAUAGGGAAGACGAACAUGGACCAACUAGGCACGGGCAUGACCGGUUGCCGCAGUCCGGAAGGAACCCCGCAUUCUACAAUGCAUAGAGACUACAUUGCCGGAGGAUCCAGCAGCGGCAGCGCUGUCAGCGUAGGCGCAGGGCUUGUAUCGUUCUCCAUUGGGACAGACACGGCAGGAUCCGGACGCAUCCCGGCAGCGUUCAACGAUGUGGUUGGGUUCAAGCCUACCCGAGGUCUUGUGUCCAUGCGCGGCAUCACUCCUGCAUGCGCCUCUCUGGAUUGCAUAGCGGUCCUAGCUCGCAACAUAGGCGAAGCUCGCAUGGUGUGGCAGGUGAUCGAAGGGUAUGAUGGCGCGGACCGGUAUUCCAAGCCGCCCAAUGCGCUUGAACGGCACAUCAAUGCAGUCGGUCCCCAGCGACAGACAUUCCGCUUUGGAAUCCCACCACCUGAAGCCCUGGACGCGUGCCACCCGCUGUACCGCAAAAUCUUCAACCACGUCAUCAGGAAACUUGUCAGCAUCGGCGGAGUUUUGAAACCGAUAGACUGGACGCCGUUUGAAAAGGCUGGGAAGCUGCUGUAUGACGGAACGUUGGUCAUGGAACGGCUUGCAAACCAUCCAGAUGAUUGGCUGGAGAAGAACAGAAACUAUCUCCACCCGGUUGUAGUGGAGGUUUUCGACGGGGCUGUGGCGCGGCAAAGCACGGCCGUCCAAGCUUAUCGAGACCUCCAGGCCAAAGCUCUGUAUACGCGCCAGGCAGAGGAGACACUUAGUGCCGGGGCCAACGGCGUCGACGUCAUCGUCACCCCGACCGCUCCAGCGCAUUGGACGAUCGAGGAGGUGCAAGCAGACCCUGUUAAGAAGAACAGUGCGCUCGGCGAGUACACGCACGCCGCGAACGUGCUCGAUCUCUGUGCUGUAUCUGUACCGGCGGGCCUAUAUCCUCUUGACGAAUUGCUUGGGACCGAGGGCAACGAAGGUCGGCUACCCUUCGGGGUGCAAUUCAUGGGCGGCAGCCGCAUGGAUGCCGAGCUACUAGAGGUCGCGCGGCGGUUCGAGCAGUCAUUGGACCCGUCGGCGGCGGAGAACGAAAGGCACGACAAAUACAGCACCGUUGGUGGCAGCAAUAUGAGCAGGAAGCGCAGUCGCGACGAGACGCCGACGCUGGUAGAAGAGAUGAAUACGGAAUAG
Molecule: messenger RNA, 2286 nt
Organism: Lasiodiplodia theobromae
Lineage: Eukaryota; Fungi; Ascomycota; Dothideomycetes; Botryosphaeriales; Botryosphaeriaceae
Product: Amidase
Exons: 2
Coding region: 1-2286 (761 amino acids)
Molecular function (GO): catalytic activity
Source: RefSeq, a predicted model, not a curated record